GCCUCUAAAUAACCCACUUCAGUUCUUGACGACCCGUAACCAGCCCCUCGAGCACUGUUUUACAGCUUUACAGGACUACCGAAUCAUAUUAUACGGCUAUACGUAUAUACUAUUAUCUAGUGUUUCAUUACUGUAUUCGAAUUCGAUUAGUGUACCGGAUUUAGACGAUACCGAAACUCGUUUUUAUCGCGGCCAACCGGGAGAUAUGCCGGGCGUCCCGGCGGCCUCGCGUUUGAGAUGCUCGCGAUCGAAUAACACGGAAAUCUCGCGCUAACCUCAUAACCUAACCUAACCUCCGGAACACACCGUCGGCAGUUUCCCGCCGGACCCGACGCGAAUAAUAUUACGUGCAUUAUAAUAAUAUAAUUGCGGCCAUCGUCACCGCGUUUCGUUAAAACCUCGUCGCCCCGAAAUGCAAAUUGAACCGCCGGCCGGCCGGCCGGCGGUCUGUCUGCGGUAUUCGCCAUUCGCGACGCGCGGUAAUUAAUAGCAUUAGACCUGGCAAUGAUUCGCGGAUCCCGGAGAAUAUUAUCAUUAUUUAUUGCGUGUUCCAUCGCAUAAUAAUAAUAUACAAACACGCGCCGGGUCGGCCGUAUUUUAAUCAUCACGGGUCCCGAACGUCCGUCCGGGCGCGCGCACGCGGCGAAUUAUCGUGAUUACAGUCCUCGCAUUACGAAUUACAGAUACGCGCACACGCAUAGAUGUCGCGAAUAUUAUUGUUGUUGUUAGUAUUAUUAUAGUCGUCAUCGGUGUAGAUAUACAUAUAAGUACCUAUUAUCACCGUUAUUGUUAUCGUUAUCAUCAAUACAAUAGACCGUGGGCGCGGUGUAAGUCGUGUACACGAUAAUCGCGUUUAUUGCGGCAGAUAACGUAACGACGGAUACACGGACGUUACGCAGCACACGCGCACUACGAUUAUGUCGACGAACGGGACGUGAUAAUAUGCAAAAACGCCGUAACCCGUUAGAUUAUGACGUUUUAUUAUCGUUUUCGUCGCGGGGCAGAGUUCGAACGCUAACGAAUGAUUAAUUAUGCGCCGAGUGCGGUGCGAUUAGUAAACUGCACUGCAGGUGUCCCCGGUCUUAUCGGUGCACAGGGUGUCCCGUGAAGUUGUAACCAUUUCAAUAUCGCCCGAGAUAAUAAAGAUAAACAAAUUAAUUUUGUUUGUACCCAUUGUUCGCAAGGACUGCAAACAUUAAUAUUUGAAUUAAAUCCGUAUGUUUUGGUAAACAAAUAAUAAAAAAAAACAAAAUCUUGUUCCCGUUUCUCGCUUGCAGUUUUGAAAAAAAAACAUCUCGUACCCGUCACUUAUUCUUUGAAAAAUAAACUUGUCUUUUUAUUUUAUUAAUAUUAAUCGAUGAUUAAUGUAAAGUUAAACUGAUUUGCUUAUACCUAUUUUUAAAUUGAAAAUACCAAUAUUAAAUUACUUCCGUGACAUAUUAAAUACUAUAAUCACCGUUGUUAAAAUUCAUAUUAUUUACAAUUAUAUAAUAUUGGUACGGUAUAUUGAACAAUUGAAUAAGAAAAAAAAAAGAACGAGGAUUUUUGUUCAUAUUCCUCACGGUAAAUAGGAACACUUUCUCAUUCCUCGUUCCAGUAUUUCAAAAGUAACACGUUCCAGCCUUUAUUCAAAAAUUAGGAACGCGCGCCUUCUCAACACUGUAAUACUCCUUGAAACAGUAAUUCACGUGUUAUUAUUAUUAUUACGUCUCGUUAAUGUUAUAACCAGUGGUGUUACCAUAGGGUAUACUAUAUAUAUACGCCGUAUAUUCUAACAUUUUGUUGAAAAAUCACGAGUAUACUGAGUAUACUCUUAAAUAGUUAAAAAAAAAAAAAAAGCCAUCCCAGGAUAAUAGGGACGGGUGCAGCCACUAUUGUUGGUGAGAAGUUGGGUAAGUAGAUAGGAAGAGAAUUUAAUGUAUAUUCAUAAGCAACGAUAAGGAUUGCUAACAAAAAACCAAUUCUGAAUGAAGUUCAGUUGAAUUAUAUACAUCAUAUUAUGGUAAAAUAAUUAAAAAGGCAUUAUGUAUUAGGUUUAGUAAUAUUUUUUAAUGUAUCGAUUUUCCCGUCUUUCCUACGUUUUUCUAGGUUUUCCCAUAUUAUUUUUCGGUUUUUCACAUUUGAUAAGGAAACUCCCGAGAGAAUCGAAAAAUUAACUCCUUACAGUACCUCCCACACCGAUUUCCUUUCAGAAAAGGUGUUACACAAUUGAUCAUGAGAUGUUCAAUACCCGUAUGCCACUAAAACCAAAAUAGUAAUUAAAAAUGUGUUUAUACCAGUAAUAAUCAUAAGUAACUGAAAAUUUUACAAUUUUCUUACGAUGCAUAAAAUAUAAGUUAAUUUUUAUAACUGUCGAGUGUUUUGUUUUAGUAAUUUUAAUUAAAUUUUUUAUUUAAUUGAUUUCUAUUUCCAUGUAAACAAUAUAAUUCAUAAGAAAGAUAAAUUAAAUUAUAUUAAAAUUAAAUUAUAUAUAUUAAAAAUUUUUUAUAAGUUUAUAUGAUUUCUAAUAUUAUAACAUACCUAUUACUUAAUUUUGUAAUAAUAAUGUGAUAAAAAGUUGACUUCAAUAGAGCUUGGAAAUUGAUAGUAAAAUGAUAACACCAAUAAACUGGUUAUUUCAUAACCAAAAAAUAAGAUAUUAAUUUUUUUUUUUUUUUUUUUAAGGUCUCACCAAAAUUUAAAUUAUUUGUGCAAAUCAGUAUAAUUAGAUAUAUGCUACUAUAAUUAGUAACCAUUGAUUACUAAAUUAUAUUAGUUUACCAGUGUAUGAAGAAUUUAAAAAAAAAUAAUAUCAUAAUUGGCGAUUAAAUUAAAAAAUCAUUAAUGUACUAUGUGUGGUACCACUGCAAUAUAACUUAUUAUGUUAUCAGUGAUAAUGAAACAAGUACAGAUUAUGAACAAACACAUGUAUUAUACAAGUCGGACACGUCAACAUCACAAACACACAAAGUGUCGUCACCAUCACCAACUUUACCAGGUAAACUUUUAUUAAAUGUAAUUAAUUAAACCAUAUAUCUAAUUUGUGUAAAACUAAAGUAGUUUCUGCAACAAAAACUAAUAAGGUAAAAAAAAUUUUACUAACAAAAUAACUUAACUUGUCUUCUUACAAACAAAACAUAAUUAAUACAGUAGAAAAUGAAUCAGAUAGUGACAAUGACGUCAAAUAUACUUUUGAAAUUAAUCAAAUUAAAAAUGAUGGAAUUAAUGAGAAAAAAUGGUUUCAAACUAUUUUUGUUAAUGGUAUUGAAAUACAUUUUCAAUUAGAUUCUGGUGCAGAGACUAACAUAUUACCAUUAAGGUUGUAUAAUAAGCUUAAAAAUAAAAAAAAGAAAAUUAUAAAAACUAAAGUUAAAAUAUAAUCGUAUUGUGGUUAUAAACUAAAACUAGUCGGUACUGAUCUUUUAGAAUGUAUAAAUAAAAAAAAUUAAAACUCAUUUAAAAUUGUUCAUAUAGGAUCAUUUAAAUUGUGCCUUAUAUUAGGUUUGAACACUUAAAUAACUUUAAACUUAAUUAUAAGAGUAAAUAAAGUAAAUGUGAAAUAUUCAAUUGAGUUUGAUAAUUUUAUAAAAGUGAAUAAAGAAAUCUUGGAAAGUAUAUGUACUUUGCCAGGUGUAAUGAGAAUUAAAUUAACCAAAGGUGUCAUACCCAUGGCCAACUCUUUUUGGACAGUACCAUUAACCAUUAAAUUCAGAUUAGAUGAAAUGUUUAAAUUAUUGACUAAUAAAGGAAUAAUUAUAAUUAUAAUGAUAAUUUUAUAA
This is a messenger RNA of Cinara cedri, 3758 nucleotides long. The record is from the annotation of a GenBank genome assembly. NCBI's taxonomy places the organism in Eukaryota, Metazoa, Arthropoda, Insecta, Hemiptera, Aphididae.